Molecule: messenger RNA, 926 nt
Organism: Paralichthys olivaceus (Japanese flounder)
Lineage: Eukaryota; Metazoa; Chordata; Actinopteri; Pleuronectiformes; Paralichthyidae
Source: RefSeq, a predicted model, not a curated record
CAGCAGAGGCGGUGCGUCACGGCCACUGCCGAACAUCUCCAAAUGUCACCGGACGCAGAGGAGUGUGCGCGUCUCUGAGUGUUUUCCUGCAGGUGGACAUGUUUGGACCGCGCGUAAAGACGCACUAACAAAGAAGCUCUGACGCCUUUUCCUUGCAGCUGAGGAGGAACGAGAGGAUGUUGGCGAGGAAAAGCAUCAUCCCGGAGGACUUCGGUCUGCCGGGCCUCGCCUCCCGCAUGCCCCGCAAACCGGUGUUCAGGGACCGCGUCAACAAGGCGCGCUUCAUCGCCAAAAACGGCGCGUGCAACUUGGCGCACAAGAACAUCCGCGAGCAGGGCCGGUUCCUGCAGGACGUGUUCACCACGCUGGUGGACCUGAAGUGGCGCUUCACGCUCGUCAUCUUCACCACCACGUUCGUCAGCAGCUGGCUGCUGUUCGCCAUGAGCUGGUGGCUCGUGGCCUUUGCGCACGGAGACCUGGACCCGCAACUCAACAACACGCGCUGCGUCACAGAAGUCAAGUCGUUCACGUCGGCCUUCCUCUUCUCCAUCGAGGUUCAGGUGACCAUCGGCUUCGGAGGACGGAUGAUCACGGAGCAGUGUCCCACCGCCAUCACCGUCCUCAUCCUGCAGAACAUCGUGGGACUCAUCAUCAACGCCGUCAUGCUGGGUUGUAUCUUCAUGAAGACGGCUCAGUCCAACCGUCGAGCGGAGACGCUGAUCUUCAGCCGCCACGCCGUGAUCGCCGUCAGGAACAACCACCUGUGUUUCAUGAUUCGUAUCGGAGACCUGAGGAAGAGCAUGAUCAUAGGAGCCACCGUCAGGUUACAGGUGAGUCUUCAUCCCGACACAGAGGAUUCUAAAACACUGAGAGCAGAUCGACUGUUGUUCUGUUUUAUAACUAUACGAUUAGUUAUUAUUGAAUAA